UGGAGGAUCGAAGCCUGGCGGAAGCGGGGCAGGUUGGGAGGUUACCUGGACCAUGGCGGCUGUGCCGCCGCUGCGGGACCGCUUGAGCUUCCUACAUAGGCUCCCCAUUCUCUUGAAGGGGACCUCAGACGAUGACAUCCCUUGUCCAGGCUACCUGUUUGAAGAGAUUGCCAAGAUCUCCCACGAGUCCCUGGGCAGCAGCCAGUGCCUGCUGGAGUACCUCCUGAACCGUCUGGACAGUAGCUCUGGCCACGUGAAACUCAAGGUGCUGAAGAUCUUGCUUUACCUGUGUGGUCACGGCUCGUCCUCCUUCCUGCUCAUCCUCAGGAGAAACUCUGCUCUCAUCCAGGAAGCCACAGCUUUCGCGGGGCCUCCGGAUCCUCUUCAUGGAAAUAGCCUGUACCAGAAGGUGCGGGCGGCUGCCCAGGACCUGGGUAGCACCCUGUUCUCAGACGCCAUGCCACAGCCUCCCUCCCAGCCACCCCAGAUCCUGCCUCCUGCAGGCAUGGGUGCCCAGGCCCGACCUCAUAGUGCCCUGCAGGGCUUCGGCUACACUAAGGAGAGCGGCCGCACAGGCUCUGCAGGUGAGACCUUCCUCUCCACCAUCCAGAGGGCCGCAGAGGUGGUGGCUAACGCUGUGCGUCCUGGGCCUGAUAAUCCUUGUGCCAAGGGACCCUUGCCAUAUGGUGAUACCUACCAGCCUGCAGUGACACCUUCAGCUAGCCACACACAUGCCCACCCUGGGAAUCUACUCCCUGGGGCCGUCCUGGGAACGAGAGCUGUGAGACACCAGCCGGGACAGGCUGGAGGAGGCUGGGAUGAGCUGGACAGCAGUCCUAGUUCCCAGAAUUCCUCCUGCACCAGCAACCUGAGCAGGGCCUCAGACUCAGGCAGUCGGUCUGGCAGUGACAGCCACUCUGGUGCCAGCAGGGAGCCAGGCGACCUGGCAGAGAGGGCUGAGGCCAUGCCCCCAAAUGACUGCCAGCAAGAACUGAAUCUUGUGAGGACUGUGACACAGGGGCCACGUGUCUUCCUGAGCCGUGAGGAGACACAGCACUUCAUCAAAGAGUGCGGCCUGCUCAACUGUGAGGCUGUGCUGGAGCUGCUCCUCCACCAGCUGGUCGGGACCAGCGAAUGUGAGCAGAUGAGGGCGCUGUGUGCCAUCGCGUCCUUUGGGAGUGCUGACCUCUUGCCUCAGGAGCACGUCCUCCUCUUGUGCCGGCAGCAGCUGCAGGAACUUGGUGCGGGCAGCCCUGGACCUGUGACUAACAAAGCCACCAAGAUCCUGAGACACUUUGAAGCCUCCUGUGGACAGCAGCUCCCUACCCUGAGGCCCUGUGCCCAGCCCAACUCUACAGCUGCCCUUGUGGGUCCAGCGGACCUGCUGACCAGCCCGGUGCCUCCCCCCGGGAGCCAGGUCUUCCUCCAGCCUCUUAGCUCCACCACAGCUGUGCCCAGGAGUCCUGUGCCCACUCCAUCCCCAGAUCCCCUACCUCCUCCUGCUCUGGAGGAUGCCACUGAGGUCAGAACCCAGUUGGUAUGUUCCAGUGAACAAGGGACAGGAUCUGAGCAGAGGCUGGAGAACACAGACACCCCAGAGGGUAGCUCCACUUCCAGCCUGUGGAGCCCCAGCUCUCUGUUUGCUGGCAUGGAGCUGGUGGCUUGCCCCCGCCUGCCCUGCCCCCGCACCCAGGAGCUCCAGGCAGAUUUACAGAAGGUGACCACAGACACUCCGAUUUCAGAGCCAUCAGCUUUUGCAUUUUUAAACAUGUGACUUUCUGGGCCCAGCUGUACAGAGUCCCUUGUGGUCUUCAUAUGGAGGCCUUGGGACCUAUGGCUUCUUGUCCUUAGGUUCAAAGGAGCGGUCCUUUGGUGUCUUCUGGCUGGCCUUUUGCCCCCUCUGGCCCCUUCCUUUCACCUAGGAAACUGGUACAGCGGUCUUUGAUCCGAGUGAGCCCUGGAUGGGCCUCCCAGUGCUCAGAAUAGUCACUGAAGAAGGCAUAUGGGCCUGUAGUGCUGACCAGCCAACCUGGAGGUGUGGAAAUAUGGUCAACUGGUGCCUCAGAUGUUUGCAGACCCAUUGCUGCUUGGGAAUUGACUCUGACCAUGACCCUGAGAUUGGCUUCCCUCUUCUUCCUGGCACAUAGACCUUCUUAGUGGUCUGUCCAUAACUGGAGUCUGCCUCAGAGGUCUCCUGCUUCGUGCAGUACAUCUGCAGGGCAGGACUUCCCCAGGGCUGUUAACCACAGCCCCUCCACCCCAUGCUGUCCUGUCUCUAGGAGGCUGAACACUGAACUCUCACACCCAACUCCCAGGCUACCUCAGUCCCAGUCAGACCUGUCCCAUUGCUAGGUGCUGGCAAUGAUUGUAUGGACUUGAAUUCCUAUAGUGACAGCCAGCGGGCAGCAAGGCUGCAGGGCUGACCCUGCAGAUUACCUUGUCAGCCUGACCCUCAGAAAUGAGCGCUUAGUGAGGGUUGGAAACACCGACUUGGUUCACAGUUACAUUCUGAUCUCUGGUCCUUCCUUAGGGAGGUCAAAGGUCAAAGUAGCUGGGCGCCACAGCCUUGAGGAUAGGGCUCUGGGCAGGUGCCUGUGGCCCAGAAGGUCUGGUUCUCAGAGCUUCCUCGGCCAUGUGCCCUGUGACCAUUUCCAGUGUCGGUCCCUAUAGGACUCCAGCUUGCCACAGAUUCUGCAGAACACGGGAGGGUCAUCCCGUCUCAGAGGAGCCUGUGGGGCUGCGAAAUGCACUUUCUCAAUAAACACGGAUGUUUACACUG
Grammomys surdaster is the source of this 2779-nucleotide messenger RNA. RefSeq names its product TEPSIN adaptor related protein complex 4 accessory protein (gene Tepsin). Bases 53 to 1774 code for a protein of 573 amino acids. The transcript has 13 exons. The record is from RefSeq and is a predicted model, not a curated record. Lineage: Eukaryota; Metazoa; Chordata; Mammalia; Rodentia; Muridae. Gene Ontology annotation, cellular component: trans-Golgi network membrane.